AUGAAUGCUCUCACUAGUCUGCCAGAUGGUCUUCUUCGAAAGAAUGUUGCCAAGUAUCUCCGCGUACGAGACUUGCUCCAAUUGUCCCGCUGCAAUAAAGCACUCCGCAGUGUUGUCUUUGCCGAAACUCCGUGGCUGGUCUGUCAAAAACAACCCGACUGUGGUUCCUCCUUGUUGGUGGUUCGUGGAGUGGGUGAUGACUGUCGUGACUGUCAUACACUCUGUUGCCGAAGCUGCAUUGCCUUUUACUGUCCGGAUUGCACGGAUUCCUCGUGUGGCUGUCGACGAGACGAAUUCCCCGACUGUGCCGUGUGCGGGGACGAACUCGUCUUUUGUUCGGAAUGUGCCACGCAUUGCUGUGAAUGCCAAGGAUUGUACUGUCCUCAGUGUCAAGAAGGAAAUGAAUGUGUGGGAUGCUGCAAUUAUUGUGGAGAACGACCCUGCAGCAGUGCCUGCGGUGGUGAAGGCAAUGAUGACAUGUGGUGCCAUGUCUGUCUGAAUUACUUUUGUGCCCAAUGCAAAGAAGAAAAUAAAUUUUAUGAGGGGCUGACAUUUUACGGGCCCUGUGAGGCUUGUCAAGAGUAUACCUGUCACGAAUGCAUCAAGGUGCAGUGCAGUGGUGGGAAUUCUGGUGAGGAUGAGAAUAAUAAGUGCCUCAAUAUGCUCUGCAACAAGUGCUGCCCGGAAGAACGAGAGGACAAGUAUCUUUGCAAAGUACACAACAAUGCUGCUGGCGCACCAGAGGAAGACGACAAGAAACCAGCGGCCAAAAAAGCCAAAGUAGAAGCGCUAUAG
Messenger RNA from Seminavis robusta, 795 nucleotides. NCBI's taxonomy places the organism in Eukaryota, Bacillariophyta, Bacillariophyceae, Naviculales, Naviculaceae. The record is from the annotation of a GenBank genome assembly.